AUACUAAAGAGAAGAGAAUCUAUGGCGAAGAAAGUUAGAAAGCUUCACGUAACGGUGAAGCCGGUGAGGCUUGAUGGUUUACCGUCUAUUGUUCAUGGAGACGAAACAGCGGUAAAGAAUCUUUCAACGAUGGUUGAGGUGAAAUGGAAAGGACCAGUCUCCGGUUUCGGAUUAGGUCUCGUCCCAUUUUAUCGGUCGAAUAGACCGGUUAACUAUACGAGGGCUAAACCGAUUGCUUCGGGUGUAAGCCAUGUAGAAUGGGAAGAAGAGUUUGAACGUGUUUGUUGCAUCGUUGGUCCAUGGAACCUCUCGUUCAAUGUCUUCUACGGAGAGACAAUGGAAGCUAAAAGUAAAAAGUCUUUGGUCGGAAAGGCGUCAUUAGAUUUGUCGGAGUUAGCUUCGAAGCUUGAAUCGACGGUGGAGAGAAAGCUUCUGAUUCGGUCAAAAGGUUCCGUACUUUCGAAGGAAGCAACCCUUGUGGUCAACGUGACUUUUUCUGAGGUAAGAACCGAACCAGACGACUUUAUGCAACUUGGUCUUGUCUCCGUUGACUCAGCAAUUCCGACAAAGAUAGUGAGUGGUCGCGGUUUUGAUUCGUCUUUAUCACCCGCCACCGCGCCGAGUUCAGGUGGACGUAGUCCAAUUAUGGAAACCGGGUCGUCGUCAUCAAGCCCGGAUGAGAACCAAUCUGAACCGGGUCAAAAAGCCGGGUUUAAUUGGUGGAAGAGACGACGGUUAAGCUUUUCGAUGACGUGGAGAAGAGAACCGAGAGAGGAUGAAUUUACAAAGAUAUCAACAAAAUCGUCGGAAACGGAACCGGAAAAGCCAGCGACGGCGGCGACGGAUUUCUCAAUCGAGGCGAAAAAAUGGGUGAUGAAGGAUUUGGUAAGCCGCGACGGUAAAUCGAAGCUGAAAUCGGAAGUUUACACGGCGUCGAUUGAUCAAAGAAGCGAACAAGCCGCCGGAGAAGCAGCUUGCGCGGCGGUGGCGGUAGUGGUGGCUCAUUGGUUCCACGCGAAUCCAAAACUCAUCAACCCUUCAGGAACAGAGUUCGAUUCUUUAAUCACGCAAGGCUCUUCUUUAUGGCAAUCUCUUUGCGAUAAAGAAACGUAUCUAAGAUUGUUUCCAAACAAGCAUUUCGAUCUUGAGACCAUCGUGUCCGCGAAUUUACGACCGGUUAGGGUUUGUACUGAUAAGUCCUUUACAGGGCUGUUUAGUCCGGAGAGAUUUGCGUCGUUGGAUGGUCUAAUGUCGUUCGAUCAGAUUUGGGAUGAGGUGGAGAAAGAGGUAGCGUUAGCCUCAAGUAAUGGUGAAACUAGGGUUUAUAUUGUGAGCUGGAACGAUCAUUUCUUCGUGGUGAAGGCAGAUUUAGAAGGAUAUUGCGUAAUCGAUUCGUUAGGGGAGAGGUUGUUCGAAGGAUGCAAGCAAGCUUAUAUACUAAAGUUUGAUGAUUCGAGUUUGAUGUAUGAGAAAGAGGAGUCGUCUGAGAAGUUGGUUUGUGAGGGUAGAAAGUGUUGUAGAGAAUAUAUAAAGAGGUUUCUUGCGGCGAUCCCGGUGGCCGAGUUGGCGGCGAAGGAGGAGAAAGGGAAUGUAGUGGAUGUGUCUCUUCUUCAUGAGAAACUUCAGAUUGAUUUGCAUCAUGUUCUGUUAACUAGUUAGUAGUGAUCAUUAGAGUUUGUUUUAUUUUUCUGACUAUUGAUUGACUCGUUAAUGUAGAUUUGGUUAGAUGGUGAGAUAGACAUAGUUUUUUUUGUGAAUAUAAUUUGUUAUGAACCUCACCUAGAGAAAAAUGUGUUAGCAAACAUCCAACAAGAGUAUUCAUUUGUUUUGGCUU
Capsella rubella is the source of this 1834-nucleotide messenger RNA. RefSeq lists its product as uncharacterized. Bases 22 to 1659 code for a protein of 545 amino acids. The transcript has 4 exons. The record is from RefSeq and is a predicted model, not a curated record. Lineage: Eukaryota; Viridiplantae; Streptophyta; Magnoliopsida; Brassicales; Brassicaceae.